GGCAGAGGAAAAUUUGCAGUGGUGAAGAAGUGCAUCCAGAAAGACACUGAAAGAGAGUUUGCAGCAAAAUUCAUGAGAAAAAGAAGAAAGGGCCAAGACUGUCGGAUGGAAAUUAUUCACGAAAUUGCAGUCCUUGAGCUGGCACAAUGCAACCUUUGGGUCAUUAACUUGCAUGAAGUUUAUGAAACUGCAACAGAGAUUAUUUUAGUCCUGGAAUACGCUGCUGGAGGUGAAAUCUUUGACCAGUGUGUGGCUGAAAGAGAAGAAGCCUUCAAAGAAAAAGAUGUUAAACGACUUAUGAAGCAGAUCUUAGAAGGAGUUUCAUUCUUGCACAGAAACAAUGUGGUUCAUCUUGACUUAAAGCCCCAAAAUAUCCUACUAACCAGUAAGUCUCCUCUGGGAGACAUUAAGAUAGUAGAUUUUGGCCUUUCCAGAAUAAUGAAGAGCAGUGAGGAACUAAGGGAAAUUAUGGGAACUCCAGAAUAUGUAGCUCCUGAAAUUCUGAGUUAUGACCCAAUCAGUACAGCAACCGACAUGUGGAGCAUUGGAGUACUGGCAUAUGUUAUGCUAACAGGGAUAUCACCCUUCUUAGGGGAUGAUAAGCAAGAAACAUUCUUAAAUAUAUCUCAGAUGAAUGUAAGUUACUCUGGAGAAGACUUUGACCUCAUAUCAGAGUCUGCUGUGGAUUUCAUCAAAACUCUGCUGGUUAAGAAACCAGAGGACCGGGCAACUGCUGAAGAAUGUCUUCAACAUCCGUGGUUAGAACAAAGCGAUAAUCCUGCUUGCAGGGCCUGGAAUAAGAGUGCAGGAGGGGAGACCAGUGAUGUCACCCAGAAAGAUGCAGAUUCUGCCUCUGAAAAAUCAGUAGAUGCUGAGAAGACUGAAGAGGAAGAAUCAAUAGUGACAGAAGAACUAAUUGUAGUGGCUUCAUAUACACUGGGACAAUGUAGGCAGUCAGAAAAAGAAAAAGUAACUGAGCAGAAAGCCAUUUCCAAACGAUUUAAAUUUGAGGAACCAUUACUGCAAGAAAUACCAGGAGAAUUCAUUUACUGAACUGUUGUGGAGCUUCAUAGCUAUGACUGGAAGGCAGUGUUUUCUACUAAACAAAAAUAUCCUAGCCAAGUGAAUUUCUGAUAUGCAAUAAAUGCUCUAGAUAAAAGUAAAUGUUGAUAAAUGGCAUCCAAGGAAAAUGUGCCAAGCUUUUAAUUUCAUGGAACAGAUAAGAUUUCAAGUGGCUGACAAGAAUUUAACAAAGAUAAAAAGCUUAUUUUUAUUUGUAAUUUUUAUUUCUGGUUUUUUUUUUGUUGCUUAAUAGCAGAGUUUUUGUUAAUUGUUCCAGUGUUCUGGAGAAGUUGACACUGAAAGUGUUUCAGUGACAGAUGUCAAGAGGAGUAUUUUUAGGAUAUGUUUUGGCAUUUAAUGCAAGUGUAUAAUGCUGAGUUUUCCUCUAACACCUUUUAGCACUCCUGACUUCAGUGGAACUAUCUACUGAUCUGAAAACUGUAUGAGAGGGGAAUUCGCUCAACUGGUUUGACCUACAGAUUUCGGUUAUACUGUGUAUAUAUUUCUUGGUUUACAUCAAGUCAAAGACGCAGGCUCAUCUGGCAUAGAGCCAGUCAGCUGCCCCUCUCUGGGAAGAGAUGCACAUGUCCCACAGGUAAAGAAAUCUGUAUCGGGGAACGAUUCCAGAUCACAGUGGUGAUGCCUCUUUAUUUGGGAGCACAGUAGAGUCCCGCUCCUGAGGGUGAACAAUUUGCUGAAGUCGGUCACUCUUGAGGGCCAGCAGAGAUCUCUCCCGUCCCCUCACGUGUUGGGCGAGGUGCGCUAAUAGAAUCCAGCUCCAUGUGACUGAGCAGUGUUGGGGGGUGGAAAAAAAAACAAACAGAGGGUCUGAUGUAGCUCUGCUGAAGUUACCAAAGUUCUCUCCACUGACUGCGCUGGGUUAGAUCAGACAGCUUGUCCAACUAAUGAUAAGUCAGCCCUCGAUUCCACCUCCCCUAGAACCCAGCUGGGGUUUUACUGGGAGCAUGAGGUCACUGCUGCCUUCUUUCUGUUCCGCUAACUGCUGCUUUAAGGAAGAAAGAAGCAUCCGUAGGCUAAAUUGCGUAACCUUCUUCAAUAUAGCUAUCAGAUGAGGAAGAAGUUACCGCUUCCUCUGAAACAGUGAAGCACGGCUCUCACCCCGUGCUUCCCAAUCACUCUCCCUCAGACAUUUGGAAAACCAGCAUGUGUAUGAUGGGGCAGGGGGGGAUUAGGGAGCUGUGUGGAUGGGUCGUAGCUCUUGGUGGACAUAGUCCCUCAGAGGUCAAAGCUGGGACCAACUGGGCAUCAAAAUUGACGGGUUUUUGCAAUGCACGGGUCUGAGGAUCUUGGACUGAGUCCUAUUUUUCUAAGAAAUCUUUCAUAUUGAUGCUGUUCCAAAGUUUAAUUUUUAUGUCAUUGAAGUUUAGUACUAUUAUAUUGCAUACUGUUAACUAUUCAACUAUUUAUUUGGUUUUCUUAUGCUGUUCCUUUAUAAUAAACCCUGACAAAAGUUUUCUUGCUAUAAAACAAUGAAUAGAAACUCUUAAGCUAGUUUUUCCUUUUUUCCCCUGUUGCUACAGACUUUCCUAAUUACAAAUGUACCGAGGAUGUUCUUACUCUUUUUAGUGAAGAGGAGUUCAGUGCUCGGUGCUACUGUUACAGCUCCUCCUUCACACAGAAGGUCAAUGGCGUAUGGAUAACACAGGCAGUACCGGGGUGAUCCAAUCAGCAUUGCUGCAAGGGUGGGAGAAAAAGCGCUGGUAAAGAAGAAAACUGAACAGAAAGUAGUGUGGCACACCCAGUGGGGCAAUGAACAUUUUUCUGUAAGGCCUCAUUGCCAGUGGUCAUGUUGCCCUCACUUGAGGCCACAUCAGAAUAAUUGCACUAAAAUUAAACUGUUCUGUCAGGUUUCUUCCCCUAUUGAAUUACAUAUUGAAUAUUGACAUAAGGUAGGGCAACUCCUCACUCCCUGAAGACCUUCAUAUAACAAAACAUCCAAUAGUACUCAUAUAAGUGGGUUUGGAUGUGGCUUAUGUUGUAAUACAGAGAUGCCUUUCGUGCUCUGGAGAAACGAGUCAUGUGCUGUUUUUUCCCUCCCUUGGACAGCAACCUACAGACCCUGCUGGGAAGCUACCAUGCAAGGUUUCCUUGCAUUGCUCUGGCUGGCCAUUAGUAGAAGUUAAACAAGAAUCUCUGAGCCGAGGGAGGAGUUGUGUUAUCUGGGCCCUUCUGGAGGUGGAUGGUAGCCACAUUACUGCGUGUUUGCUGACCCUACCUACGAUGCUGAUCUGUUCGAGUUUUUGAGCACGGCAGUACUCUUUGCGGGCAUUCAUUUGCCAGAGACAACUUGUUUGAAGGGAGGACAUAAGUUACAAAAUUCAUUUCUGCAGGAUUAAAAUUCCUUCCAGAUUCCAUCGCUGCCACUUUGACUAUUUUUUCACAUCCAUACUUCCUUGCUUUUACAAAGUUGAGCAAAGCACUGAGGUUGAAGCAUGUUCACAUCCCACCCUUACAAAACAAAUUUGCGUAGCUGUAGCUGCACACCUAAAUGUGUAACAGCUGAUGGCUGCUUAAAGCAAACCAUCUGAGGGACCUAUGGGCUGUUUCAAUUCCUAUUUGCAGCCACAGAUCCUGUCUCAGAUGGGGGUUGGUACUUAAAAGAGUAGAUGAUGAGCAGCAUACACUUUGUCCUAUAUUUACUGGUUUUAAUGUACGAUGAUGAUGCUUAAUGUAUAAAAGAACUAUGUGCUUGUUACAAGGCUGGUUUCUCUUGAAUUGGCUGCUUUGAGACUUUUAAGGGGGCUGCACUUCUGUGUCACUUUUUGUGCCUUAAGGUGGCUUUGUACAAUGUUUUUUAACAUCAUUCAGAAUUUGUAUAAAGUUGUGAAUGUUUAAUAGUGUAAGUUAUAAACAAGGCAUCUUAGAUUGGCCCUAUAAUAGGAAAAAUUUUCUGUAAGGUUUUACCGCAGGGCUAUCAGCCAGUCCCACACCCCCCACACCUACCUCUGUUCUGCUGUGGAGGCUAUCGAGGUUAAUGGCUUUGAGAGGCUUAGUUCCUAGCGAAGUAACACAUUAAGGCUGGGAACAACUCACCAGGCCGUGAAGAAGAGCUGGUUUUCUGCAGCUCCGUGAACAGGGAGGCUGCGCGUGGUUACGCAGCUCUUCUAAACAAGCUCCGUACAUCUGAAAGCGCUUGGGAUGGGGGCGGUUGCGGGGAAGGAACCGACCCCUUGGGCCUUGUGGGCGCUGCAUCUCAGUCCCCUCUCUGCAGGCUGGGCGCCCGCUGGCCGCCUUUGUGAUGCUGGGAGCGUGGCUGCUGCUUGCUUGAACGCCAGAGGCCACAAGGGAUGGGGGCACAGACGUUCUUAGCAUUUGUUGGAGAAGCAUUACUGCCGUGGUUCCGGUGCGAGAGACGUGAACUGGACCUGUGGGUGGGGUAGGCCCGGGCCCAGGCCUCCCCUGCAGCUGUUGGAAUAAACAGCAAAUGUGAAACAGCAAAAACUGAAAGCAAAGCCUUGUCUCCUCCUGUCUUGUUCCCACAUUCACCUCUGUAAGCAAGAGGCUAUAGAUUUUACAGUCAUUAAAGUACAAGUUCUACAAAAUCUUUUUUUUUUUUUGUCCAAAGUUGAAUUUGCUUUGUGAUUUGUCUCGUUUCUUACACCUUUCAUUUGAGUGUCCCUAAAUACAAAAGGGUGAAUUCCAGCUUGUGAUCCACCAGGUGAAUCUUGAGAGCUGUUAGGUAGGAAAUGCGAAUGAAAAACCAACUGCCUGCUUGCCACUGGUGGUGCUGGAGGGAGGGGGGGGCCUUGUGCCAAGUUAUUCCAUGGCUGAAGAUCUCUCUUGAAUGUUCCAGGUGCUGUUCCUGGGAGACAGUUCAACAUUUGAAUGAAAUCGUGCCAGUUCAUUGUACUUCUGAUGAGGUGUUCAC
Molecule: messenger RNA, 4951 nt
Organism: Egretta garzetta (little egret)
Lineage: Eukaryota; Metazoa; Chordata; Aves; Pelecaniformes; Ardeidae
Gene: STK17A
Product: serine/threonine kinase 17a
Exons: 7
Coding region: 73-1053 (326 amino acids)
Biological process (GO): protein phosphorylation; intracellular signal transduction; positive regulation of apoptotic process
Cellular component (GO): nucleus
Molecular function (GO): ATP binding; protein serine/threonine kinase activity
Source: RefSeq, a predicted model, not a curated record